AAAAACCCUGAGAGCUAAGGUUGAGGAGCCACCGCCAUUUUCCCCUCCACAGGUACACGAGACAAUGCUUCAAACGCGAGGCUCCUUAUUCAAGUCUGCUUCGCCUCUGCGUCUUUACUCCUUUGUGGCGAAGUUGCAGUGCAGGGCACUUCAGUAUUACUCAGGACCAUCUGUGCAGUUGGGCAUUGUAGAUAUUUACAGAAAAUGGUCUCAAGUUAAGUUUAGAAAAGUUGGAGCAGUUUCCUUCGUCGUGGGUUACACAAAAGUUGGACCAAGUUUGCAGCUUUUCAGAACACUGCACGGAGGGUGGUGUAGGUAUGCAACUGCUACUAAAUCCAAUUUAAUUCCUGGGUUGUGGGGUUGUGAAGUGACAGGAAAUGUUUUUAGUUGUGAGUCUUUCAAGGGAUUUGGAUUGAGUUCCUCUUAUGUGUCCCUCUUUAAGCGUUGCUUUUCUGAAGUCUCGACGGUAGAAACUAAGAAGGCUAAUGCAGGUAUUGGAGAUGGAAUUGGUGGGGCAUGGUUUUGGAAGAAGAAGAAGAAGAAGAAGAAGGUAAAGGGAAUUGUGGCUCAUUGUAGUAAUAGAGAUGCUAAUCCUACUGCAUUGGCCUCCAAAGAUGUUUCCAAUGCAACAUCUAACAAGCAGACUGUCAAAGAAGGGAAGAAGGGUGCAGAAAGUGAAUCAACUGAUUUAACUUCACUGGUUAGCAAAGGUAACCAAGACUUGAAGGUUAAUCAAAAUCAGAAAAAGCUGUCAAAAAUUAAGAAAAAGAAGGAAAAGGUUUCUACUGUCAGUUCUCCAGAAGAAGCAGAUGUAGUUGAAGGUCCUAAAAGUAUUUCUCUGAGUAAAAUAUUUAAUAUCAGCAGAACUGCCCAGAAAAAUCCAUCUGGAAAAACACCUACAGAAGUGCUAGAUACUUCUACUUCAACAAUGUCUUGGUCCAAUAAGAUAAAUGGGCGAUCAAAUGGAAAGGUAAGACCAACCAAAACAGCCAUUGAGUCAUCUCAGGAACACAAACCAAAAGAUAUUGGAAAACAUAAACCUAUGAGGCAAAAGCCCUUCAAGCCGUUAUAUCCCCCCACUGGUAAGUCUGUUGUGGUGGUUGAGUCCAUUGCAAAGGCAAGGGUUAUUCAGGGCUACCUUGGUGAUAUGUUUGACGUUUUGCCUAGCUAUGGUCAUGUCAGGGACUUGGCUGCAAGAUCAGGAUCUGUGCGGCCUGAUGAUGACUUUAGCAUGGUUUGGGAGGUCCCAAGUGCUGCAUGGACUCAUCUUAAGACCAUUAAGGUUGCACUAAAUGGAGCCCAAAAUCUGAUUCUUGCAUCAGACCCUGAUCGGGAAGGUGAGGCAAUUGCCUGGCACAUCAUUGAGAUGUUACGGCAACAGGAUGCUUUAGAUGAAGAUAUUACCGUGGCGAGGGUGUUCUUUCAUGAAAUAACAGAAGCAUCCAUUAAAAGUGCUUUGCAAGCACCACGGGAAAUUGAUGCAAACUUGGUUCAUUCUUACCUUGCUAGACGUGCUCUUGAUUAUCUGAUUGGAUUUAACAUCUCACCAUUAUUAUGGAGGAAACUGCCUGGUUGCCAGUCAGCUGGACGGGUGCAAUCUGCUGCCUUGUCUCUUAUAUGUGACAGAGAGUUGGAAGUUGAUGAAUUUAAACCGCGGGAAUAUUGGACUAUAGAGGCUGUGUUAAAGACAAAACAACCUCAUUCUCUGGGGGAAGAUUUUUCUUUCCCUGCACACUUGACACAUAUUGAUUCAAAGAAGUUAAGUCAAUUCUCAAUUAGCUCAGAUGCAGAGGCAAAAGACAUUAAAGAGAAGAUUAAUUCAGCAAAUUUUCAAGUGGUUGCCUCUAAAAGAAACACCAUGCAAAGAAAUCCUCCCACACCAUAUAUAACAUCAACACUUCAGCAGGAUGCUGCAAACAAAUUUAACUUUUCUGCAGCAUACACAAUGAAGCUUGCACAAAAACUUUAUGAAGGGGUUCAAUUGUCAAAUGACAAGGCAAUGGGUUUAAUAACAUACAUCAGAACCGAUGGACUGCAUAUUUCUGAACAAGCUGUUAAGGACAUACGUUGCUUGGUCAUGGAAAGAUAUGGGUCAGAAUUUACUCCAGAAAAUGCACGGAAGUAUUUCAAGAAGGUAAAGAAUACUCAAGAAUCCCAUGAAGCAAUCAGACCCACAGACAUUCGAAGGUUACCAUCAAUGCUUGGUGAAAUACUUGAUGAAGACUGCUUGAAGUUGUAUUCGCUUAUCUGGUCAAGGACAAUGGCAUGCCAAAUGGAACCUGCAAGCAUAGAGCAGAUACAACUAGAUUUUGGGAAUGAUGACAGAUCCAUUGUUUUCCGAUCAUCAUGCCCAAGAUUAGGGUUUCUUGGAUACCAGGCAGUUUAUCAGGAUGUUGAAGCUGAAGCAAUCAGAGUUAAAGAUAAUGCAGGGAAUGAUAAUUCUGAAACUUUUGGAAUUCUUAAUUACCUGAAGCAAGGGGAUCAAGUUUAUUUUGGUGAAUUAGAACUCAAGCAGCAUCAUACUGAACCUCCACCACACUACUCUGAGGGAUCCUUGGUCAAGAAACUGGAGGAGCUUGGGAUUGGAAGACCUUCAACAUAUGCAACUACAUUGAAAGUUUUGCAGGAUAGAAAUUAUGUUACAGUGAAAAAUCAGGUUCUGCAUCCAGAUUUCCGUGGUCGCAUGGUUUCAGCAUUUCUCUCCCAUCAUUUCUCAGAGGUCACUGACUAUAGUUUUACUGCUGAUUUGGAGACUGAGCUUGAUAAUAUUUCUGCUGGAUUAACUGAAUGGAAAGGUCUGCUUAAAGAUUAUUGGACUCGAUUCAGGUCAUAUUGUAAUCGUGCUGAGAGCGUCCAUAUUCAUCAGGUGGAGAAAAUGUUAGAGAAAACAUUAGGAGAUUUCCUUUUUGCUUCUCUCCCUGAUAAAAGCAGGACAUGUCCAAGUUGUAUGGAAGGCACUUUGAUUUUCAAAGUAAGUAGGUUUGGUGCAGGCUAUUUCAUAGGAUGCAAUCAACACCCAAGGUGCAAGUAUAUUGCUAAGACAUUGUAUGGUGAUGAUGAAGACACAGAAACCCCUCGAAAGAGUAACAAUAUAGAGGAGCCAAAAUUGCUAGGUCUCCACCCAAGUUCCAAUGAAAAGGUCUUCUUAAAGAAUGGUCCUUAUGGACACUAUGUGCAGCUUGGUGAAGACAGGAUAGGAUAUUUGCCAAAAAGAUCCUCUGCCUCCCAUAUAAAAGAUGUUAAUUCAAUCACGCUUGAAGAUGCUCUUGAUUUGCUUCGUUACCCUGUGACAUUGGGAAACCAUCCAAAAGAUGGGCAGCCAGUGGUCCUGAAGCUUGCAAGGGUUGGAUUUUCUAUUCGCCAUCGACGUAACAUUGCUUCUGUUCCCAAGAAUAUGAAACCAAAUGAUAUCACUCUAGAGAAAGCAUUGAAGCUUUUGUCAGGUAAAGAUGUCAGACGAUCUGGCCGGCCUAAGGGCAAACCUAAGGAAGAAGCUUUAGAGGUGUAAUAGCCCUGGCAACCAUGAGAACAGCAAGCUUUUUCAACUCUGGAGAUUCUUUACAUAGCAGAUGAGGGAUGGCAAUGGAGUAUUUGACCCUACCUGUUACAAGUUUGGGACGAGUUCUUAGAAUUGGAGAAUCGACUCUACUUCAAAAUGAGCUUGAUAUUUGAGUGUAUAUAGGGAUGUUAUCAUGGAAGUAAAUUCCAAACCCAUCUAUGAUGUUCUAGUUAAUUUUUUUUUUUUUUUUUGAACGUAUUUUGCAAGGGCAGGUUUUGAACCCUGCCGGGGGAGGGGGAAUGCACCGUGGCUAUGCCACUAAGCCUCAAGGGCCAGUUAAUAGUGCAUAGGAUAUUAGUAAAUUGCAUAUUUAUAUUCUGGACUGGCUUAGAUAUCUACAUAUUUUUAUGGUACCUCAGUACCUAUCUUUUGGGGGAUGAUUGUAAAUAUGAUGAGGCUAGUAAAUAACAUAC
Molecule: messenger RNA, 3972 nt
Organism: Rubroshorea leprosula
Lineage: Eukaryota; Viridiplantae; Streptophyta; Magnoliopsida; Malvales; Dipterocarpaceae
Source: the annotation of a GenBank genome assembly